AUGGCGUACAGCAUAGAAUCUGUGCCAGAGGUUAUGAAGGGUGUAGACCUAAAGAGAUACAUGGGUCGUUGGUACGAGAUUGCGUCUUUUCCUUCCUUUUUUCAGCCUGCAAAUGGCGUGAACACUAGAGCCACCUACACUCUAAACAAUGAUGGAACUGUUCAUGUUCUCAAUGAGACAUGGAAUGAUGGGAAAAGAAACUCCAUUGAAGGAACUGCUUAUAAGGCUGACCCUAAUAGCGAUGAAGCCAAACUCAAGGUCAAAUUCACUGUUCCUCCAUUCUUGCCAAUCAUCCCUGUCCUUGGAAAUUACUGGAUUUUGUACCUUGAUCCAUAUUAUCACUAUGCUCUCAUUGGUGAACCUACUAGGGCAUUUCUUUGGAUACUAUGCAGAGAGAAUCAUUUGAAUGAUGAAAUCUAUAACCAAGUUGUUCAGAAAGCUGUUCUUCAAGGGUAUGAUGUGAGCAAAUUGCACAAGACUCCUCAGAGUAAUCCUCCACCUCAGUGA
Messenger RNA from Lathyrus sativus (Indian pea), 507 nucleotides. NCBI's taxonomy places the organism in Eukaryota, Viridiplantae, Streptophyta, Magnoliopsida, Fabales, Fabaceae. The record is from the annotation of a GenBank genome assembly.